Molecule: messenger RNA, 537 nt
Organism: Meloidogyne enterolobii
Lineage: Eukaryota; Metazoa; Nematoda; Chromadorea; Rhabditida; Meloidogynidae
Source: the annotation of a GenBank genome assembly
AUGUUAAUUAAUAAUUUUCAAUUAAUUUUAUUGUUUAUCCUCUUCAUUUGCUCGUUAACCAUUUUAGCUGCAAACCCUCCAUUUGGAAGACUGUCAGUAAAUAAAGGCCAAUUAGUUGGGGCAAAUGGUCGUCCGGUUCAGUUGAGAGGAAUUUCUCUUUGGUUCAGUCAGUGGUUAACUCAAUGGUAUUCUCCUCCAGCUGUUAAGGCUAUUAAAUGUUUCUUUAAUGGAAAUGUUGUUCGAGCAGCUAUUGGAACUUGUUGUUCUGGCUAUUUGGAGAACCCACAGGCAGCGAUUAAGGCAGCCAUGACUAACGGAAUUUAUUUCAUAAUUGACUGGCACGAUGUUGCUAACCAAAAAUGUACAAACGAUGCAGAAUUUAAAAAGUUCACUAACAGCGCUAUUACUUUUUUCACGACAAUAUUGAAUAAAUACAAAGGGUCUCCAAACUUAAUUUUGGAACUGUGGAAUGAGCCUAUAUGUCCUUGGAAUAAAUUAAAAGAGUAUUACAAUGCUGUGCUAGCAGUAAGUUUUUAA